Molecule: messenger RNA, 6062 nt
Organism: Echinops telfairi (small Madagascar hedgehog)
Lineage: Eukaryota; Metazoa; Chordata; Mammalia; Afrosoricida; Tenrecidae
Gene: AP5B1
Product: adaptor related protein complex 5 subunit beta 1
Exons: 4
Coding region: 6-2645 (879 amino acids)
Biological process (GO): endosomal transport
Cellular component (GO): AP-type membrane coat adaptor complex; lysosomal membrane
Source: RefSeq, a predicted model, not a curated record
UGGCCAUGGGCCCUCUGAGCCGGGAAGCCUGGGCCCAGCGCCUGGGCGCCUUUCGGGCCGGCCCGUCUGCUUUCAUGGCAGGUCCCGAGGGCGAGAGUUUGGGACGCGACCUGCUGAGUGACCUGCGGAGUGAGAAACUGAGCGAACAGACUAAGGUUUCCUUGCUGGCCCUGAGCAUGGAGUUCCCAGACCAGCUGUGGCCGGAUGCUGCAGAGGCAGAAGCGGCUGCCACCUCCCUGCUGGACACCCUGCGCCUCUUAGCCCCACGGCCUUCGGUUCUCCGGCGGCCCCUGCUGCUGGCAGCCACCGCGGCCCUGGUGGCAGGAGGUGCGCUCGGCCCCACCUCUGGAGCCUCUGGGCGCCUGCUGCCCCUGUUGCUGGACCUGGCCGCUGGUCGGGAUGGCGAUGGGGUUUUUGGCCCAGCCGCCGAGCAGCGUCCCCUGCAGGCCACGGCCUGGGAGUGCCUGCGGGAGCUAGAGAGCUGCCAGCCAGGGCUGCUGGGGGGUUGCCUGGGGUUUCUGCGUGGCCUGCUGGGCCUGGAGGGCCCAGUGCAGCCACUCAGCCUGCUGCUCGCCCUUGCCCUACGCAAUGGCUUGGUGAUCCGGGCCAGGGCUGGGGCCGGCCUCGGGGGCCUACUCACAGACAGCCACUUCCCCACCGGAGGUGGGCCCCGCCCCUGGGACUGGACACUAGCCGAAGAAGGAGAUGGCCGCUUACAGCCCCAGGCGCCCAGCUGUCCAGCAGCUGAGGAGGGGGGCCGUGGCCUUGCAGCACUGGAAACCAGCCCUGAGGAGGUCCGGGAACUGCGAGCCACCGUGGCCCAGCUCCUGGACGUCUGCUACCUGCUCACUCCUGUGGCCCAGGCCCAGCUCCUGUGGCUACUGGGCUGGGGCCUUCAGGGCCUUCGUGGCCAGCCACCAGCACUCUUCAAGCCGCAGCUGGUACGGCUGCUGGGCACCGGCCAGCUUGCCCUGCUGCACGCCAUCCUAGCGCUCAAGGCAGCCUUUGGAGAGGCCCUGUUCACUGCCCAGGAUGAGGCCCUACUGCUCCACCGGCUCACCGCAGCUGCCCAGCACCCAGCCCUGCCCGCACCCACCCACCUCUUCUACCUGCACUGCCUCCUGAACUUCCCAGAGAACUGGCCCCUGGGCCCCUCUGGUGAGGAGGGCCCUCCAUUGCUGCUGGGGGUCCAGCUGUGCCAGGGGCUUCUGCCCAGCCUCCUGCAGGAGCCGAUGACCCUCCUGGCCCACCUGCACCUGCUGUGCCUGCUCUGUGCGGAGGACGGAGAAGAGGAGAGCAAAGGCCGGGUGCAAAGCCUGCGGUGCUACCUGGAGAAGGUGCUGGCUGGCUUGCGGCAGAGGGCCUCCCUGGCUGCAGGGCCCCGGGCCUCAGCCACGCUCUGCUUCCGGGCCUCCUACCUGGUUGCUAGUUGCCUGGCGGGGCAGCCCACAGUGCUGACUUCUCUGACUCAGGGGCUGGCCCAGCUGUACCAGUGCCGGCCGGCGCUGGCCCCCCAUUUUGUGGAUCUCUUGAAUUCAGUGGGCCCUGAGCUCAGGGAGCCCCUCAGGGUGGCUCUGCGUCAGGAGGUGGUGCUGGGGACGGGCAGCGAUGGGGCCUUGCGAUGGCACCUGCAGAUGCUGGCCAAGGUGGCGGGCCGGGAUGGCCAGAGUACCACACUUCGUUUCCUGCAGGAGGCGGCUGCCCACUGCUCUGACUGGGCCCUCCAGCAAGCACUGUUGCAGGUCUGCCGGAGCCUGCUUCGGGACGGGGUGGCCGGGGGCUUGGCGGACUUGCUUCAGAUGCUGGCUAGUCAGCUUGAGGACCCUGAUGGUCAGGACCGUGCCCGCCUCUACUACCUCCUCCUGGCCCACCUUUCAGAGACCAAGCUGGCCAUGGCCCUGGGUCCCUCGCUCGCCGCCCCCGCGCUGGCCUCCUCUCUGGUGGCCGAGAACCAGGGCUUUGCAGCCGCACUGACAGUGCAGGAGGCCCCCGCCGCCCUUCGUCUGAGCGUGGGGCCCCGGCGGCUGGAGGGCCCUAGCCCUGUGCUGCAGCUGCUCCUGGAGCCGCUGCAGCCCCUCUACUCCCUGGAGCUGCGCUUCCGCGUGGAGGGCCAGCUCUACAGGCCCCUGGAGGCCGUGCACGUACCCUGCCUGCACCCCGGCCGCCCUGCCCGCCCUCUGCUCCUGCCGCUGCAGCCCCGACGCCCCGCCCCGACGCGCCUGUGCGUUAGCGCCGUCUACACCACGCCCACCGGGCGCACCUGCCACGCCCACCUGCCGCCCCUGCCGGUCAAGUUUGAGGACCUCUUUCUUCCUUUCCCAUCGCCCCUCGAGGGCACGGGCUCCAGCUUCUUUGAGGAGCUCUGGGCCUCCUGCUUGCCCAAAGGCACCGAGAGUCGGGUGUGGUGCCCGCUGGGGCCUGAGGGGCUGGAGGCCCUGGUGUCCCGCCGCUUGGGACCCUUUGUGGUGGUCGCCCAGCCCCCUGACAGCUACUGUGUCGCCAUCCACCUGCCCCCAGCCUCCAGACUGCUACUGCGGCUGGGGGCGGCACAGGAGGAUGGAGUGUCGGUGGCACUGCUGACCGACGACUGGACUGUGCUGCCCCUUGUGGGGGAUUAUCUCCGGGGUCUCUCGGAGGCUGCCUGAGCCUGGGUGCAGGCACAAGGCUGGGGGCUUGCCCUGGAGAGGCGGCUUAGGGCCCGCCAGGCCUUACUCCUGUGAUCGCUUUUAUAAAACUCUUGUUGGCCCCCACGCCUCCCCUGCCUCGUGUGCUCAUGGGGAGGGUCUGGGGGACUCACAGGCCCUCGGAAAAACUUCCAGAAUAAGAACCCUUAUUCUGGUAGGACACCCCCACCCAGAAAGCCUACCAUCACUCACUGCCAUCGAUUGGAUUCUGACUCACAGCAACCCUGUGUAGUAGGGUCUCCAAGACUUUGUAAGGGUUUGAACCGCCAGCCUUGACAGCAGCAAUUCAGCACUUCCCCAGACAGACUUCAUCUCCACUGGCAGAGAACCGAAGGAGGGGACUUUCUACUCCAGUAAAGAGUUACAGUCUCAGAAUGCCCACAGGGACAGUUCUACGCUGUCCUAUAGAGUCACUAGGAGUCGGCAUAAAUAAGCCAGGCAUUUAGGAUUCAGUUUAUUGAGGCCAGUUCUGCUGCCAGAUCCUGAGCCGGCAGUUACUACACAGGUUGCUUCAUUGAAUCCUUUCAGCGUCCUGUGACGGCCCUGCAGAUGGAGCAAGGUAUAGGUCAGAGAUUAGCCACUUCCCUGGAGUCACCAAGCUGGUUGGUGAUAAUGUUUUGUCAUCCUGUUGCAGUUUCCAUGCUGUCUGCUUUAGAGCAACCCUGCGGGGGGCACAACGUCCCCAACCCGCCGCCUGAGCCAGCCCCAGGAUUCGAGGAAGCUGUAGGUUGCAUUGCACCGUGGGAGACUGGCCAGGGGCUGGACUUUACUGUUUGGGGAAAGGCCCCUCUGCCAUCCCUACCUUUAUGGCUUCCAGCUCUCUGGUUCCUAGCAGCCAAGCUUGCCUUUCCCCCAAGUGGGGACAAGGAAAGGUGGCCUGGGACAAGCAGGAGCUAUUACAGGUAGGGGUCAGGAGACCGGUCCCAAGUUCGACCUUUGCCUGUAUUGCUCAAUGACCUUGAGUAGGUUAUUGCCAAAUCAGAAAGGGCUUGGCUCGAAGAAAACAAUUUUUCUCCAGCUCUUUUCCCCAGGAAAGGACCGGAGACAGAAUCAAGGGCUUACAAAGGCACUGGAAGGCAUGAAGAGAUGUCCCCAGAGUUGUUGACUUCCAGAACAUACUGCCAUGUCUGUCCUCACAGCUCCCAGAAGCUGAGACUGGACACUGGAACACAGGCUGGGGCAGCCACCGCUGCCUCUUGAUACCUGCAAAGCCAGGGACCCGGGGCAGCCCACCUCCUCCACUGCUGGCCCGUAUUUCCCGUUGUUCUGAGUCCAGCUAAGGAAUGGGAUCUAUUUCUCGUGCAGGACUCUGGUAGCAAGGGAGUCCAGCAUACGUGCUUGUUUUCAACGAUUGAGGCAGAAGGAGAUGUUAGUCAUUAGGCUAUGAUUAAACUAACCGGUUCCUGUGGUGACUAACCAGCCACCCCUUUGCCCAUCAACCCACCUAUUCAAGCAUCCAUCCCAGGUUAUCUGUCUCCUGUUCUGUAGGUGGCCUUCAAGUCAUCUUGCCCUGAAUAUGUUGCGGUGUAAUUACUUUUCUGAGGGCAGACCAGGAGCAGAAUUGCUGAGUCAUAGGGCAUGGCUAUGCAUAAUUUGAUUAAAUAAUGUCAGAGUCAAUAAAGAUUUUUGCUCUGUAUCCACUCAGCAUGCCUGGAAAGGCAUACAAAGAGGUGAGGUGAAGUCUGUCAAUCCAUCAUGCCCACCACAGUCUACCCCUUUGCCUCCUCAAUAUGCAUACACACCUGCUGUAGGGCAGUGAGUUUUUCUUUUUAUGUGACUCUUCUGGCCUUGGUCUUUGAGCUCCCACAGACUGAUUGGGUGAUAUAUGCAAAUAAGGCUUAAAAUUCCCAGGAUUGGCUGGGAUAUGCAAAUAAGUUACCUGCAACCCACCAAGGGGAUUGAUCAGGUUUGCCAUGCUGCUGGGCUUAACAAGAGCUCAUCUCAGAGAAAAAAGGGACAGGCGUGGACCCCUUUGGACCUGGGGUCCCUGUGCCGAGAACCUCCCAGACCCAGGAGAUGGAGAGCUGUAAAUCGGAGCCAUGGCAUUUGGAGGUGUCUGCAGCAGCUUGGGGUCAGCAGAUGGCUACAGAGCCAGAGCUUGUCUUUGAGCAGAGACUUCUUGGCAGAGUGGGGUGCCUCUGGGUACUUACCAGUGAGUUGAAACAUUGUAACACUUGCCCGAGUGGGACAGAGGCCAAGCUGGGACAUGGACCAAUGGCAGGAGCCUGCCUGCAGGCACAGCCUGGAAGAAGCUGUUAAGAUCAAAUAACUGUAUCCUGAGUUGUUCCUGCAACUUCAAGCGGAUCUCGAAUUGUAGUCUGUUACUUCCCGAACAAGCUCCUAAUUGUGCGCGUGGUCUGUGAGCUCUGUGUGGCCAUUGAACCCACCAGAGAAGCAGAGACUCAUGGGAGGGAGGGACGGUGUGAGAGCUGGUUGGAAAAAAAAAAAAAGAUUGGAGGAGGUGGGUCUGGUUUCCAUCCUACAGCAAUCGAUCAGCCUUUGUCUGAUGCCGAGUCUCCGCCCCAAUCAGGAAGUACAGGGACCGCUGAUGGCCCCAUCUGACAUUUUCUCAGACUUAAACUUCCUACGAUGUUAACUUCACAGCGUAGUCUUGCUGGACUCUUGCCUUACACCAACAAUUCUUCCCUGUAGCAAACUCUUCAUGAAGGUAUGCACGCUCUAGCAAACGUGGUGAAGAAGCUAGAUGGUGUCUGGCUCUCGGAAGGAUUCCCAGCUGGCGUCUUAAGGCUUGUUGUCAACCCGGCAGCCAGCGAGGCGGCUAGGUCCACAUGGAAGAAGCGUACCGGCCUCUGUGAUCCAAAGAUGAUGAUCACAAAAUCCAAAUAUGAGCGAGGGAGACGAUCAGAGCUUAAAUUGAGUCGAAAGCCCUAGCGGUGGGUUUCGAAUUGCUGUCUUUGCGGUUAGCAGCCCACCUUGCAACCACUACUCCAGCCGGACUCACUCACAUUCCAUCCAUCUUUUCCCUCCAUGACGGACCUUCCAAAUACUUCCCAAUGACUACUCUCUGCUUCCAGAAACACGGAUCCUCUCCCGCGUCCCCUUGGGGUUAGCUCUGGUCAGGAGAGGCGCUCGGGUUCCUGGAACGUAAAGGUCAGUUCUGAGAUAAAAUGCUUCCUGGUCACCGCUUAGCUGUCUGUCACGGCCGCUGUGAGGGCACAGGCUGAUACGGAGGCGGUGUGAGGCCAUAUGUGAUACUCCCACUCCGAUCAACAGAAUACUUCGAGGGACACGCUGUCUUGUCCACAACAUGCACUUUACAGGAGACACGGGAAGGAGGUGCUCCCUGUCAUUGAGUGGAUGUCGACUCAUAACGACCCUAUAGGACAGGGUAGAACUGGCCCUGUGCGUUUCUAAGAC